GAGAAAAUCAUACAAGUUAAAUGUACAGAGUUGUUUCGAAAACUAUUGUACCAUUGUCAGUUGUUGUGUGUAGGUGUACUAUAAAAAACACCAAAAAUAUUUUUUAGCAGAAAACUCAAAGCUUUUAGUGAUCCCACAAUAUUGACAAAAUAAUCUCAAAUAUGACACCUUUUUUUGUUGGGCUUUUACUAUUUAAUUUAAUAAAUCUUGAUGAAGCUAAUGAAAGCAACUUACCAUAUAUAAGCAAAUCAUAUUCAUGUGUCAAAGGCGUUUGUAUUCCGUCAACGUUUCAAACAAACCAAAAAGAAAAUAACUUCUUUAAUGGAUCUUUAAGUAUUUGUCGUAUGACUUGCGGUUAUUAUGGAUCACUGUGGCCUCGACCAACUAUUAAAAGUUAUAUUGGAAAAUCAGUGAGAGAUAUCGGAUUAGAGAAUAUCAAGUUCAAUUUAUCAAGUAUACCUGAUAAUCUCAGUAAACAAUAUUUCACAGAAGUCACUCAAGUAUUUUUUAGUUCAUUAAAAAAACUUUGUAAACCACAAUGUGUUUCUGUAUCUUAUGGGCCUAUCAUCUAUAUCCAAACAUCGGGGCCAUUUGAUUAUAUAAAAUUAAAUACCGAUGAAUCUUACGAGCUAAAUAUCACAACAAAAGGUGGUAAUACGAUUGUGAAGAUAACAGCACCGACUGUUUACGGAGCAAGAAACGGUCUUGAAACUUUACGCCAGUUAAUAGCAACAUAUGGAUCGCAAUCAAUGGGUAGAAUACUUGUAAUAGCUACGGAUGUUCACAUAAUUGAUAAACCACAAUAUUCUUAUCGGGGUUUUCUACUAGACACUUCUAGGCGUUACUUCUCAAUUUCAGCAAUAAAAAAAACUAUUGAUGGUAUGGGUCAUUCUAAACUUAAUGUAUUUCAUUGGCAUGCUACCGACACGCAUAGUUUUCCAUUAGAUUUACCUAGUGUACCACAAAUGUCCAAAUAUGGCGCUUAUAGUCCCGAAAAAAAAUAUUCUUACAGUCAAAUUAAAAACCUAUUGCGAUAUGCUCUCAUUAGAGGAGUUAGAAUUAUUAUGGAAAUAGAUUCACCAUCACAUGCUGGAUAUGGAUGGCAAUGGGGCCCAUCUGCAGGUUUAGGAGAUAUGGUCGUUUGUUUAGCGAAAAACCCAUGGACAAGUUAUUGUGUGCAACCACCUUGUGGACAAUUGAAUCCUAUAAAUAAUAAUACAUACAAUUGGUUAGGAAAAAUUUAUAAAGAUUUAGUUAGCCUAUUUCCUAAAGGAGAAGCUUUUCACAUGGGAGCUGAUGAAGUAGCUAUAAACUGCUGGAAUUCUACAUCUGAAAUCGUUGAUUGGGUGAAAAUCAACAAAAAAAAAUUGAACGAAGAGGCAUUCUUCGAAUUAUGGUCAGAGUUUCAAAGUAAAGCCUUAAAGACAUAUGAUGAUGAAGUUGGAGAUUCGAACACGGAUAUAAUUAUUUGGUCAAGUGGUCUAACGAAUCCAAAAAUAAUUGAAAAAUACCUAGAUAAGAAUAGAUUUACAGUAGAAGUUUGGGAUGGACACAUAACCUCUGAAUUAGUUAGUUUGGGAUAUAAAGUUAUAGUUGCUGUAGAAGACAUUUAUUAUUUAGACCAUGGGUUAAGACCAACAACAAAUUAUCAUUCUUGGAAAGUGAUAUACGAUGAACAAAUACCUGUAGUUCAAAACAAGAGCCUUGUUUUAGGAGCUGAGACUUGUUUAUGGACCGAAUACGUCGAUGAGUCUGGCUUAGAUAUUAAAGUAUGGCCCAGAGCUGCAGCUUUAGCUGAAAGACUGUGGACAGAUCCUACUAGUUCUGCAUUAUCUGCUGAAUACAGAUUAUUAGAACAUCGUAAUAGACUUAAGGCGUUUGGAAUUCGACCAGAAACAACACUUCCAGAAUGGUGUGAGGACCAAGAAGGCGAAUGUAUAAUCAAUUAUUAGAUAACUAUAAAUUUUACAAUCAUAAGUGCUUCAAUCAUAAGCUGUGUAUAUUUUGUACUUUUUAUAUUGUUACACUAAUUUAUAAAUGUUUUCAAUAUAUUAAUAAAUAGUAUUUCAUUUUUUAUUUUUAA
Molecule: messenger RNA, 2083 nt
Organism: Daktulosphaira vitifoliae (grape phylloxera)
Lineage: Eukaryota; Metazoa; Arthropoda; Insecta; Hemiptera; Phylloxeridae
Product: chitooligosaccharidolytic beta-N-acetylglucosaminidase-like
Exons: 9
Coding region: 162-1952 (596 amino acids)
Biological process (GO): glycosaminoglycan metabolic process; ganglioside catabolic process; carbohydrate metabolic process
Cellular component (GO): membrane
Molecular function (GO): beta-N-acetylhexosaminidase activity
Source: RefSeq, a predicted model, not a curated record